AUGUGGAAGUAUCCAUCUCCAUCAAUCAACACGUAAAAUCCAAGCAUUCAAUUCUUGUACAAAUACCCAUCGUCUUCUCCUUCACCACCAACAAAUUAAAUUACACUCCCAUAAGUAAUGGCGAAGAAGGCGGCACUAGCAGCAGCUCUCCUGGUGGCCGUGGCCAGCGCCACCACCUCCGACGACGAGGAGUGCAGCCAGCACGUGCAGGGGCGGGAGUUCCGCUCGUGCCAACGCUACUUGCAGGACCCGCGCAGCCGCUUUGUUGAUGACUGCUGCGAGGAGUUGAGGGGAAUGGAGCGCCACCAAUGCGGCUGCGAAGCCAUAAGGCACGCCGUGCAACAGGCGCAGCAGGGAGGCAGCAGCGAGCACAUCUACGAGAGGGCACGUGCCCUUCCCCGCACGUGCGGCUUGACCCACCAGCAAUGCCGCUUUAAUGUUGUCUUCCUCUACACAUCUCACUCUUCAUAAUUUUCUACCUACU
Messenger RNA from Salvia miltiorrhiza (redroot sage), 484 nucleotides. Its product is annotated as 2S seed storage albumin protein-like. The record is from RefSeq and is a predicted model, not a curated record. Lineage: Eukaryota; Viridiplantae; Streptophyta; Magnoliopsida; Lamiales; Lamiaceae. The coding region runs from base 118 to 471 and encodes 117 amino acids. The transcript has a single exon. Gene Ontology annotation, molecular function: nutrient reservoir activity.